Impatiens glandulifera is the source of this 588-nucleotide messenger RNA. RefSeq names its product zinc finger protein ZAT3-like. Bases 1 to 588 code for a protein of 195 amino acids. The record is from RefSeq and is a predicted model, not a curated record. The transcript has a single exon. NCBI's taxonomy places the organism in Eukaryota, Viridiplantae, Streptophyta, Magnoliopsida, Ericales, Balsaminaceae.
AUGUCCACCAACUCCUCUUCUCCUCCCCCACCAUCCGGUGAUGUGCCUCCAUCCAAUUCUCCCGGUGCACCUCCCCCGUCGCCGUCGUCGUCGUCGGUUGUCUCGAGUAAUGGAGGGUCAUGUACCAUUGACAAAAAUGUUCCUUAUCUUGAAACAGUCCUAAAAAAGAGGACUAGAAAUGGUGAUGAAAUGGGAGCCGGGGCGCCCUCGGUGCCACCUCCACUGAGGGCGGUAGUUCCUCCGGCAGCCCCAGCGACGACGUCGGCUGUGGCGGCUUUGGCAGUGGUAUUCACAUGUUGUAUAUGUAAUGUAGGAUUUGAUUCUGAGAAAAGUUUAUCUGGGCAUAUGAGGGUGCAUCCAGAUAGACCGUGGAGGGGAAUAUAUCCACCUCCAGUGUUUACAGUGGAGGAUUUUGCAGAUGUUAAAGAACUGUUGAAUGAUCCAGAAGAAGAAGAAGAAGGAGAAGAUGAAGAAAAUGAGGUGGCUGAUGGUGGUGAGGAGGUGGCGGCUGGUGGUGGUGGUGGUGAUGGGGAGGGAGAGUUUGGGGGGAGGAGGUGGAUUCUCCCCGACUUGAACAAAACUCCUUAA